AUGAAUAGAAAAUUAGUUUCCAGUGUUGAAUUAAAAAAUUUACCAGACAUAAAAAAUGAGGCACAAGUUGAAAGAAUGGGAAACAAACCCAGAGAAUUUUCUAAUAAAUUGGAAGAUUCUAGGACUUUGUAUUGUAUAUACCUGAUUGUCGCUAAUUCUACUCGUGCACCAUAUUCUUGGAUCACAUGUGGCAUCGCAAUUCCAGCAUUCAUGGGAUUUGUCCUUUUGAGCGUGUUCUUGGGAACCUACUACCCAAAGAAAAGGAUUAAAAAUAUCAAAUAA
Plasmodium cynomolgi strain B is the source of this 282-nucleotide messenger RNA. RefSeq lists its product as hypothetical. The coding region runs from base 1 to 282 and encodes 93 amino acids. The record is from RefSeq and is a predicted model, not a curated record. NCBI's taxonomy places the organism in Eukaryota, Apicomplexa, Aconoidasida, Haemosporida, Plasmodiidae. The transcript has 2 exons.